UUCACCUGAGGACGGCUGCUUGCGUUGUGGCCGAAACGUCGUGAGAAUUAUUUAAUGUUUUAUUUUUAUUAUUUUAUUAUUUCCAUUCUACGUGACUUUACCGAAAGAACCAAGAAGAUGAAUCCCUGCAGUCACGAAAGCUUUAAAUCGAAAUUUACGCUUAGGUUAAUAAUAUUAAGGAAACACAGUGUAGUUAUCGAUGAGUGCGUUUGAGUUUGUUAUCUGUACAUGUGCACGACGGCUAACGCAGCAGCAUCGAUCAUCAAACAUCACCAUCACGAGAUAAUAAAAUACAAAAUUAAUUUAAAACGACCAACAUUGUGAACACGUGAUGUGAUUUGCCAGAGCGACCUCCAGCGAGGAGCACCCUCCAUGGGUGCUCGCUGACGACACUUGCCCCAAAUGCCUGUGAAGGCUAUACGGGGCAUCUUUGUCGCUGUUGUGUAUGAUCGACAAUGGAAGUGUCUCUACAUGUCAACGUGACACUAAAGCCGAAUGAGAGCUGGCAACUGCUGGUGAGUGUCGUUGGAGCGUUCUUCCUGUGGACCCCAUCACAAGGCUCAGUGACGACUGCGGCAUGUCUGCCUCUGUCUCUCUGCGUGUCUCUCUGUCUCUCUCUCUGUAUCUCUCUGUCUAUCUGUGUCUCUCUGUCUCUGUGUUUCUCAGUCUCUCUGCGUGUCUCUCUGUCUCUCUCUCUCUGUAUAUAUGUGUAUCUCUCUGUCUAUCUGUGUCUCUCUGUCUCGGUGUCUCUGUGUUUCUCAGUCUCUCUGUGUGUCUCUCUGUGUCCCUCUCUGUAUCUCUGUUUCUCUGCGUCUGUGUCUCUCGGUUUCUCUUUAUCUCUGUCUCUCUCUGUCUCUGUCCCUCUGUGUCUGUCUCUCUGUCUGUCUCUGUCUCUGUAUCUCUGCCUCUCUCUGCCUCUGUCUCUCUGUCUGUCUCUCUGCGUCUCUGUCUCUGUGUCUCUCUGUCUCUAUCUCUGUCUCUGUAUCUCUGUCCCUGUAUCUCUCUCUCUCUCUCUCUCUGCGUCUCUGCGUCUCUGUCUAUGUGUCUCUCUGUAUCUCUCUCUGUAUCUCUGUCGCUGUCUCUCUCUCUCUGUGUCUUUCUGUCCGUGCGACAGGCGACAACUCCCCGGGCACGUUCAUCGCCCCGGAGAGGGAGGUGACGCUGCAGCUGCUCACGGAUGCCACCGUCACGGACAUCGGAUUCUGCCUCUGCUACGUGGGGGGCGGAGAAGAUCCGUCGAGGUGUCCUCCAGACUGCACUCUGAGAACCACAACGUCUACCACGACCACAACAACAACCACCACCACCACUACAACUACAACCACUACGACCAGACCUACCACCACCACCACUACGACCACUACGACCAGACCGACCACCACCACCACCACUACAACCACUACGACCAGACCUACCACCACCACAACAACCACUACCACCACCACGCCUCCUCCCACAACCACCACCACUACGACCACUCGCCCCACCACCACCACCACCACUCGUCCCACCACCACCACCGCUGUCGCUACGACUACAACGACACCCACCAGCUCAGCGCCGCAGAAUGGCGUCAUGGAGUGGAUCAUGACCACGCUGGCCCCAGCCUCCGUGGGCUUCGCCACGGGCCUCCUCCUCACCGCCACCGUGUGCGCCCUCGUCUGGGCGCACGUCAAGAAGCGGAAAAUGCGACGCAAAAUCCUCAGCGGCGGCGGCGGCGUCGUCACCGUCGCUCAGAACAACGGCGAUUCGCAGACGCGGCAGCAUCAGCAGGAGCAGCAGCAUCAGCAUCAUCGGCAGCAUCGGCAGGAGCUGCCCGUGCCACCGCCGCAGGGCCCGACCCCUCCGGAUGGACUUCCCCCCGGCGCCUCUCAGCCUCAGCGUGGGCCCACAGCCUCCAGGUGGCCCCGCGGAGCGGACCAUCGCGACGGCCUGCGCGCGGGCGAGUUUGCGGAGGCGAGGGCCGGCGAGACGUGGCGGGGCUCGUGGGGGCCACUCGGAGACCGCGCGAGCGGCGCCGGGCUCGGCGGCGUCGUCGCCUCCGGCGCCCAGAGCGUCGCGUCCACUCGCCGCUCCUCGCUCGCCGGCCAGCGGGAAGCGAGCGCUCGCGGCUCGCCAGGGCCUUGGGGCGGCCACGUCAACCGCGGCCACGGCGGAACGACGGCGGCGGCGUCGUCGAGUGUUCGGAGCCAGGGGCCGGAUCGGUGGGCGCGCUGGGUCGAUGCCGGAGGGCCGGCGUCGGGGCAGGAGUGGAUGGGCGCGGGGAGCCCGGGGGACUCGGAGCGGGGUGGGCGGUGGCGGGAGGCGCGGGGCGGCGAGGUCGAGGUGGAGAAUGUCGGGGGUCACGGCAGCCUGCGGGGUCACCGCGGAGGAGCCGGGGAUUUCGCGGAGAUGCGGCGAGCUCGGGGCGUCGGCAUCCACAGGACACCCAGCCAGACGGGUCUGGAGUUUGUCUAGUAGUUGUUAAAAUCUCCCGUUGUUUUAUUUCGGGUUUUGCUUUUUUUUGUUACCUUCUCAAUUGUCGUGUUUUUUUGUUUUUUUCGAUCCGUGCGAUCGGGCGCCGUUUUUUUUUUCGUGUUGCCCCGAGACGAAGGAAUGUCCGUCGUGAACUCUGGCGGAGAAAAGGCCCCCCUCCUCGAACGAUGACAUAACACGUUGCCAUUGUGAACGGCUGCAGUGAGCAGUGCACCACCUUGCAUCACAGAACUACGUGUGAGCCACGUGGCCAGGGGAGAGUGGAUAGCGGGGCCGGUGGAUCCCGCAGAGAUCAUCAUCGUCAUCAUCAUCACGAUCCAUGGACACAUAUCCCGUAGGUGUCCACUGCCACAUUUCGUCAUUUGUUGUUUCCACUUUCAUCUGUCUUGUGCCAAUAUGCUCAAGUAGCGGCCACAUUUGUCCGACACCAAAUCUCUCAUGCCAUCGUCGUCAAGCCACUCUCUGUUAGCUCUUCCUCUCCUCCUUCCGGUUCCUUCCAUUUGUUUUCCCAACAACAACAACAACAACACUUUCAAUGCGUUGUUCGGAUUCGCGCGUAAACCCCAAACCAACCCACCGUUAAGGACGCGCGCGUAAACCCUGACAUGGCGCCGUCACGCCAAGCAAGUGGAGUGGCGCGCGUGGAGACACCCAACCUGCAGUAGCAGGCCGGCGGUGCACGUGAUGAGGCAGGAUAUAGCGCACGGGUUGUUGUCAUGCCCGUGCCAUCUUGGGGAGUGUUAUAACCGCUGGAAAGUGUUUGGUGUUUUUUUUUUGCAACGUCCGGCACCCCGGUUGCCUCCCACUCGCAGAAUCGAUCGUGAAAAUAACUCGAUAAACAACCCCGAGUGUGAUCUUCCUGGAAACAAAUGAGAGUUAAUAGACUGGGCGAGGAUUUCCCGGGUAAACAGUCAAUACUUUGUAUGAUAUAUUAUGUAUUUGUGUGUGUAUAUAUAUAUACAUCAAAUGGCUAGUGUUGUUGGAAUUAUUCACCCUCCCAGCAAUUGGACAAAUCGUUACGAUUCGCGGUCACGAUUCGAUUUGUUUUUGUUUUUCAAAUAUUUAUUGGUGAAUUGGUAGCGAUGAUGUAGACCGGGGCGUGAUGCCUCGCUGAGUGUUUUCCGGGUCGCUGGUAAAAUGGGGAGUCGGUGGCUGUAGUUGUAGCCACACCCUUAGGUAGACGCAUACUGGGUGUGGUGUGCCGGGUGCCGAGAUAUCUGUCGGGUCAAUGACAUGGCAGCAAUUGAACCCAUACGUAACGCCCGUUACAUACAAUACUGCAUAUAUAAAUAAUCGAAAAACAGAGAUUAUUAACAAAACCUAUUUGGAAGAUGCUGCUGCUGUUGUGCUGGCAGUGGUGCCUCGGCACCGACAACACCACCACCACCAACAACAACUAAAUACAUUGGCCAAUAACACCGUGGCCUUAAUAGGAAAUAUAAUUUUUCGAUUGGAAGCUUUCGUGAUUGCAGGGAUUCAUCUUCUUGGUUCUUUCGGUAAAGUUACUGUAGAAGGGAAAUAAUAAAAUAAUAAAAAUAAAACAUAAUAAAAUAAUUCUCACGACGUUUUGGCCACAACGCAAGCAGCCUUCCUCAGGUGAAGAACAGGUCUGUCGGGAAGACAGCGUCUGAAUGAAACACCCCAGGCUUGGAGCGUAUAAUAGAUUUCUGUUUAUAUGAUUGUGGUUAUGGUUGUACUUUAUUAAUCCCGAAUCUCUGCCAUUACAUACAAUGAAACAAAAAAGGUUAAAAGAGAAAAAACAGAGCAAUGUAAUACAAUACACUACUAGACAUUAUUGUUAAAAAAAAUAGUCCACCCUAUGUGUUCGUGAAUUUUUUAAUAUUUCAGGCAGGAAAUGGUAGGAAAUGAGUUUUCAAAUUUCGAUUUUAUUUUCUGGGGGGGGGGGGACCCCCACACCCCCUGAAAGAUUUGGUCCCCCUCAAUGUUGAUUCCAUAGCUACGGCCUUGAACAGGCCCGUACUAUUGCUCAGUUUGAUCCGUAUUGCAAUUGAAUGACGAUGUUCGUUACAUAAUACUCUUUUUGACGUGUCUCUGAAGCAUACAUCAAAUGAACGUUUGCUAUAACUCUCAGUGUAUAAAUGUAUUAUGGGGUGGGGGGCAGAGUGGUGGAGCAGCGGUUAGCGCACUGCGCUGUGAAUCUGGCCACCUGAGUUGAAUUCUGGGCCACGUCUAUCAUCCGUGGCGAGAGAUACCUGAACCAGUCCUGCCCACCCCCACCGUUCACCGAUCUGCACUGACCAGCGUGGUGAAUUAUGGUGAACCAAUCCAUAAUAAUAAUUUUUAAAAAGACAGUGCCUUGAUCCAGCAGUGGAUUGAUAAAGUGACGUUAUCAUUGUUUUUACAAGUGAUCAAUCGUAUCUGGCCGGGUGGCACGGCCGCAGAAUGUGACGCUCGAAAAUUAGAAAAUUCCAAGUUCAACUUCACAGUCAGAGAUCGACUCAGUUCUUCAAUCCUGCAUGGUCGAUAAAAUGAGUACCGCCAUGUGGGGGAAGUCAACAAUGAUUGCGCUAUCUGACUACUCGCCACUGUAAUGUGGAAUUGCCACCACUGGCUCAGAGCUGCGGGCAGGGGGACGAGUGUUCAUCCCACAAUGCAAUCGAGCAGAACUCCACUUUGACUCUUUGAGUUACAAUGUAAUGAAGCUUAUCGUACAUUUAGAAAAUUCUUCUCUAUAUAUAUAAUUUUUUCGUAAAUCAAGGCUCAGGUCAAUAAUUUACUUGCCAAUUUACUUGAUAAUUCAUCCGAUGCGCGGUGAUAAGAGGAGGAAUGUUGCGGGUCCUAAUUACCCGCGAGGUCGUCCAGAGAUUUUGUUUUGGACUCCACAGACCCACCGGAAAUGAUCCCAAUCGCAGACAAAGAGGGAGAAUGAGGCUGCGCGAAUAUCGGGGGAGUUUUCGCUGCGGAUACGAUCGAUUUUGCGGAUAAUCAGAGUCCGGGGGUAAUGGAUUAGAAAGGCGAGCCCCCGUGUCGAACCACCGAAUUAAACCUUCUUGGUUCUUUCGGUAAAGUCACGUAAAAGGGAAAUAAUAAAAUAAUAAAAAUAAAACAUAAUAAAAUAAUUCUCACGACGUUUCGGCCACAACGCAAGCAGCCGUUCUUACGUGACUUUACCGAAAGAACCAAGAAGAUGAAUCCCUGCAGUCACGAAAGCUUUAAAUCGAAAUUUAACCACCGAAUUAAACUUCAACUGUAUCUCAAGUUGCUUGUAAAGCGUAAAUUGAAAGAAAGCGCCUUUUAGGAUGUGCACAUUCACAGCGAGAGGCAUGCAUUUCCAUGUACGACUUGUGCAUAACGCUUCCAAGUAAUGUUCCUAUAUAUGUGAAUUGCUUUUGAUUGCAUGUUUACACGUGUGCAUUGUUUUUUUCUGAUUUCAAACAACGAUUUUGCAAGUAUUUAAAUAUUUCUCUAAGCCUU
Messenger RNA from Lethenteron reissneri (Far Eastern brook lamprey), 5910 nucleotides. RefSeq lists its product as uncharacterized. The record is from RefSeq and is a predicted model, not a curated record. NCBI's taxonomy places the organism in Eukaryota, Metazoa, Chordata, Hyperoartia, Petromyzontiformes, Petromyzontidae. Gene Ontology annotation, molecular function: serine-type endopeptidase activity.